This is a messenger RNA of Salvelinus fontinalis (brook trout), 2550 nucleotides long. Its product is annotated as nascent polypeptide-associated complex subunit alpha-like. The transcript has 9 exons. The coding region runs from base 117 to 2447 and encodes 776 amino acids. Gene Ontology annotation, cellular component: nascent polypeptide-associated complex; cytoplasm. Lineage: Eukaryota; Metazoa; Chordata; Actinopteri; Salmoniformes; Salmonidae. Gene Ontology annotation, biological process: protein targeting to membrane. The record is from RefSeq and is a predicted model, not a curated record.
ACACCGGAACAACCCGGAAGAAGAAACUAGGGCAAAAUGUGAUAACACCGCGAGACAGAGGUCAGAAUUUCUCUCUCACAACCAUCUUGGAUAUAGAAUCCUGACUCGACACAAGCAUGCCUGGCGAAGCCACAGAGACGGUCCCAGUCACUGAGCAGGAGAUGCAACAGCCGCAAGUUGAGACUGCUGCACCCUCUGCCCCUGGAAGUCUGGCUACCUCCCAGAAACCUCAGACUGCUUCUGGCCCUGCCAAGCCCAAAGGCAAAGAGGCCAAGGGUGGCUCUGCCCCAAAGGCUGUCCCUGGCAGAAGAAAACGCUCCUCUAUGUCUGCCUCCUCUGCUUCUCCUACCUCCUCCACACCCCAUUCCCCCCUAGCUACCUCGCCUGGGGCUGCUGGAACUCCGAGCCAGGGCAGUCGUGCCGCCCCCAAGGUUGUGAAGGUUGGCAAACAAAGAAAGGCUAAGAAAGAGUAUUUCAAGCCUACUGCUGACCUGCCAGCCCCAGCAGGGGCCAAACCUCUUCCUAUGGAGCCUAAAGCUGCUCCUGCACCAGUAGUGGCCACGCCAGUAACUGUUGCUCCAGAGCCUGCCUCUCCCAAGCCUGUGGCGUCCCCUGUGUCCUUCAAAGUGACCUCAAAGCCUGCUGCACCAGCCCCCGUGUCAUUUGCUAACGCUAUUGCCUCUAGCCCCCCUAGAGCUGCCUCUGAAAUGCCCAUAGCCAAGCCAGAGCGUCUGCUCAAGGCUGAGGUGAAAGAGGUCAAUGCAGCACCUGCCCUGGAGGAUGACGAUGACCUUCCCCCUCUCAUUCCACCAGAGGAGCCAGUAAAUAUGCCAGUCUUCUCACCCCCUACAGUAGUAGGGACUCCUAAGCCUGCCCCAGUUGCUUCUCCAGCUCCUUUUGAGCCCGUUGUAGCGGCGUCGGCUCCUGUUAAGGCUGUUGUGGCUACACCUGUUCCCCUAAAGCCGCCUCCAGUUGUUGCUACAACAGCUCCCCCUAAGCCUGCUCCAGUUGUAGCUGUACCAGCUCCCCCUAAGCCUCCUCCAGUUGUAGCUGCACCAGCUCCCUCUAAGCCAGUUCCAGUUAAGCCCAUUGUUGCUACACCAGCUCCCCCUAAGCUUGCUCCAAUUGUACCUUUGCCGGCUCCUGUUAAGCCUGUUGUGGCUACAACCGCGCCCCCUAAGCCAGUUCCAGUUAAGCCUGUUGUGGCUACAACCGCGCCCCCUAAGGCAGUUCCAGUUAAGCCCGUUGUGGCUACAACCGCGCCCCCUAAGCCAGUUCCAGUUAAGCCCGUUGUGGCUACAACCGCGCCCCCUAAGUCUGCUCCAAUUGUAGCUGUGCCGGCUCCUGUUAAGCCCGUUGUGGCUACACCAGCUCCCCCUAAGCCUGCUCCAGUUGUAGCUGCACUAGCUUCCGACAAGGCCUCUCCGGUUGUAGCUUCGCCAGCUCCCGUUGAGCCAGUUAUAGCUGCACCAGCUUCCGUCAAGACCGUUCCCGUUGUAGCUGCACCAACUCCUAUUGAGGCCUCUCCGGUUGUAGCUGCUCCCGUUGAGCCCAUUGUACCAGCACCCGCUAAGCCAGCUCUUGUUGAGCCCGUUGUAGCUGCACCAGCUUCCGUCAAGGCCGCUCCCGUUGUAGCUGCCCCGGCUCCCGUUGAGCCAGUUGUAGCUGGACCAGCUCCCCUUAAGCCUGCUUCCUAUGCAGCCGUGGUAGCUGCACCAGCUCCUCUUAAGCCUGUUCCCAUCGAGCCUGUUGUAGCUUCCCCAGCUCCCCCUAAGCCUGUUGAAGUAGCCGUUGUACCAGCACCUGUUUCAAACCCUGCCCCCACCCCUGCUAAACCCCCUACCAAACCGGAGCCUGUGAUCAAGAAUGACAAGGGGUCUGGCACUGAAUCGGACAGUGAUGAGUCUGUACCAGAUCUGGAGGAACACGACUCUGCACAGACACAGCAAGCGCAGCUUGCAGCUGCUGCAGAAAUAGAUGAAGAACCCGUUAGCAAAGCCAAACAGAGCCGUAGUGAAAAGAAGGCACGAAAGGCAAUGUCUAAGCUGGGUCUCAGGCAGGUGACGGGGGUCACCAGGGUUACCAUUCGCAAGUCUAAAAAUAUCCUUUUCGUUAUCACCAAACCAGACGUCUACAAGAGCCCUGCAUCAGACACUUACAUUGUCUUUGGUGAGGCUAAGAUCGAGGAUCUUUCACAACAAGCCCAGCUUGCCGCGGCAGAGAAGUUCAAGGUACAGGGAGAAGCCGUGUCGAACGUCCAGGAAAACACACAGACUCCCACUGUACAAGAGGAGAGCGAAGAGGAGGAGGUUGACGAGACCGGGGUUGAGGUGAAGGACAUUGAACUCGUGAUGUCACAAGCCAACGUGUCGCGAGCGAAGGCUGUACGCGCCCUUAAAAACAACAACAAUGAUAUUGUCAAUGCUAUUAUGGAAUUGACGAUGUAGGCUGCUGGUCGAAGGGGGUUCUGAAAGUUUGCUGGUUUAAUCUACUAUUGUUUGUACAAUUUAUACCUGAGAUGGAAAUAAAGUUGUGGCUUGGUGAAUUGAA